GCGGGCGGGCUCCCUCAGAGGGCCCGGCCCGCCCGGCCCCGCCAUGCCGCUGCAGCCGCGGCUGCUCCGCACCUACUCGCGGCGCGCCGGCUACCUGCGCCCGCUGCCGCCGCCUGACCGCUGGAUCUCGCCGCCGCAGGACCGCAAGCGCCUCUUCAGCUCGACCUCCGCCGCCUCCAGCGCCGCCUCCAGCGCCCUCUCCGCUUCCAGCGCCGGCUCCACCCCCUCGGACGACCCCGACUUCUCGCCGCCCGGCAGGUGGGCCCCGCAGGCCCUCGGUAAGCGCCCCGCCGGGGCCCGGCGGCUGCGGACCCGCAGGAAGGAGAACCGGGAACCGGCCGGGAAGGAGAACCGGAAGCCGGAGACCCGGGGGCGGGAGACCCGGGGCCGGGGAAAGGAGAACCGGGAGCCGCCGGGGAAGAAGAAGUGGAGCCAGGGCAAAGAGCCCCGCGGGCGCAGAGAGGAGCCCCGGCGGUCGCCGCCGUCGCUGUCCUCGCCCUCGCCGUGCCCGUCCCCGUCCCCGCCGCGCGGUUCGCGGCGCCGCCGGCAGGGCCCGCUGUGCGCGGCGCGGCCGCCGCUGCUGUGCAGCACCCCGCAAUGGGCCCCGCCGCUCCGCAGCGCCCCGCUGCUGCUCAGCUCCACCGCCGACAGCGCCUCGGCGCCCGGGGACAGCCCCCCGCGCCGCCGCCGCCGCCGCCGCUCCCCCGUGCGGCUCAGCUCGCUUCUGCUCAGCACGACCAUCGAGGGCGGCUCGGUGCUGGGCGAGUCCCGCUCGCAGCACCGGCUGCCCCGCGGCUCGCCCGAGGGAUGCUCCGGGCAGCGGCGGUCGCUGCUGGGCGCUGGCGAGGAGGUGCCUGAGUGGUUCCGAGCGCAAGGCUUGGCUCGGAGCUGUGAGUCCCAGGCCGGGCUGAGAGGGUCCCGCCGUGUUCUGAGGUCGGCGGUGCGGGGACCCUGCCCAGCACAGACUGUCCCGUCCCCACUGAAAGCCCCAAGCACUCCCCCGCCCCUGGAGGUUGAGCCACAGCCCCCUGCGCCCUGUGACAGUGGCACUCGUGAGGAGCCCUGUGAGGUCCCAUCUCAUCUCACUGGAGCUUCGGCAAAAAAACGCUCGACCUGUCAUGGAGACCUGGCCGAGGAGUACCAGCUUGUGCCAGUGGUGGUCUUGGACCGUCUGGAAGUGCCAAUGAGGUUGAAGAGCAUGAAACUCAAAAAUCAGGCUGAUGUUCAACCUGCCUGCCUGCAGCCAGGAUCUCCCGUGGGCCGCCAAGAGAUCUUGGAGAACAAACACAAAAGGACCAAGGGUGUCCCUGGGGAGGGCAGCACCUGCAGGAAAGCUUGUAUCAGCGGCUUCAGUGCCAGCCGCUGGGGCAGGCACACCCGGCUCCGGCCAAGAAGGCACAAGAACAAGAGGCAGCAGCAGCCCAAUAAUUCCCUUUUCAGACUCCGGACAAGGCAAAAGCGAACUCGGAGGGGAGCUCUGGAGAUGUCUGUAGGUGUCAGAGACAAUGACUCUUCACUCCUCAAUAACUCCUAUUCCUGGGCUAGAGUUCGAGCGUCCCUGUCCUUCCAUAAAAAGAAGAAAGUGACCACAGAUGAGAGUUUCUGCAGCAGCAUCCUGUGCACCCCUUCAGGGAAAUCCCAGCUUUCGGGGUACCAAGCCAGCCUGUCUGCUGGGAAAGCUCAGGGUGGCUCCUGGUUUGCUUCCUCCAUGGUCCUGCUGGCUCCCAGGGAUUCCUCCUCUGUCCUGGAGCUGCUCCUUACAGAUGCUGAGAAAGUGUUUGGAGAAUGCAACCAGGAAGGCCCUAUUGCUUUUGAGGAAUGCAUUCCUUUGAAUAAGAUGAAAGAUUGCAAGAAAAUUGGAGAAGGGGUUUUUGGAGAGGUGUUCCAGAUUGACAGCGAGAGAGGACCCGUGGCCUUAAAAAUAAUUCCCAUUGAGGGGACUGAAAAAAUAAAUGGUGAAGCUCAGAAGAGCUUUGGGGAGAUUCUGCCUGAGGUAAUCAUUUCAAAAGAGCUCAGUCUUCUGUCUGAAGGCUCUGUGAACAGAACUGUGGGGUUCAUCAGCCUCUACUCUGUGCACUGUGUCCAGGGGGCCUAUCCCAGGUAUCUCCUGGAAGCCUGGGACAAAUUCCACAAAGAAACAGGCUCGGAAAACGACCGGCCAGACUUUUUUGGGGCCCAGCAGCUCUUCAUGGUGCUGGAGUUUGAGUUUGGAGGCCAGGACCUGGAGCGCAUGAGGAACAGCUUCUCCUCGAUGGCAUCAGCCAGGAGCAUCCUGCACCAGGUCACUGCAUCCCUGGCAGUGGCAGAGCAGGAGCUGCACUUCGAGCACAGGGACCUGCACUGGGGGAACGUGCUGGUCAGAAGCACAAAGCACAGAGAGCUGCAGUAUGUGCUGAAUGGAGAGACCCACUCCAUCCCCUCUGCUGGCAUCCACGUCAACAUCAUCGACUACACCCUGUCCCGCCUGGAGAAGGACGGGCUCACCGUCUUCUGUGACCUCUCCACGGACCUGGAGCUCUUCCAAGGCACUGGGGACCCCCAGUUUGACAUCUACAGGCAGAUGAAAGAGGAGAACUCCAACAGCUGGACUGACUACCAUCCCCACAGCAACGUCCUCUGGCUGCACUACCUGGCUGAUAAACUUUUGAAAGCCAUGAGCUACAAGAAGAAGGCAUCAACUCCUGCCCUGAAGAAAAUCAAGAUGCAGCUCAGCAAGUUCCACAAGGAAGUGCUGACCUUUGGGUCUGCCCUUGAUGUUCUGCACCACAGCAGCCUCUUCCAGUGAGCAGGGGCCCAAGGACUGAGCCACUGGUGCUGCCUUUCUCCUCUGCUUUCUCCUCUGCCUUUUUGUAUGUGUUGGCACAAUGAAGUGUUUUGAUUGGUUCCCAAUAUUUUUAACAUGUUAUCAAAAAUGUCCUAAAAAAUCCCCCCCAAUGUCUUCUGCUCUAAGAUAUUUCCAUACCUGCUGGUUUUGAGGGGUGCUGGAGGGGAGACAACAGAGCUGACUUUGGAGAAAGGAGGGGAAAAGAGACUUCUUCAAGCUCAGUUAAUGCUCUUAAUUUCACAUAGAUUUUCUUACCAUUUUAGCCUUAGAUUAUUAAAAGUUCUUUUCUUACUGUA
Messenger RNA from Haemorhous mexicanus (house finch), 3120 nucleotides. It is a transcript of the gene HASPIN, whose product is annotated as histone H3 associated protein kinase. Gene Ontology annotation, cellular component: cytoplasm; nucleus. The transcript has a single exon. The coding region runs from base 44 to 2785 and encodes 913 amino acids. The record is from RefSeq and is a predicted model, not a curated record. Gene Ontology annotation, biological process: protein phosphorylation; intracellular signal transduction; mitotic cell cycle. Gene Ontology annotation, molecular function: ATP binding; histone H3T3 kinase activity. NCBI's taxonomy places the organism in Eukaryota, Metazoa, Chordata, Aves, Passeriformes, Fringillidae.